This is a messenger RNA of Nerophis lumbriciformis (worm pipefish), 8697 nucleotides long. NCBI's taxonomy places the organism in Eukaryota, Metazoa, Chordata, Actinopteri, Syngnathiformes, Syngnathidae. The record is from RefSeq and is a predicted model, not a curated record.
AUGGGAUCAGGGAAGCUGGCCCGGGUGUUGCUGGGAUGGGUAGCGGUGUGUCUUGCACCAGUCCAGGUGGUGUAUAGUCAGACCGCAAAUGGGAAUGGGCCGAUCCAGGCCAGCCGCUUCACGCCCUCCACGGACCAGAGAGAGGGGCAGAGGGUUCGGCGCCGUGGCCAUGAGACACUGAGAGGACCCAACGUAUGUGGCUCUCGAUUUCAUUCAUACUGCUGCCCUGGCUGGAAGACUCUGCCAGGCGGGAACCAGUGUAUUGUCCCAAUUUGCAGGAACUCCUGUGGUGAUGGCUUUUGUUCUAGACCCAAUAUGUGCACCUGUUCUAAUGGGCAGCUCUCUUCCAGCUGUGGAGCAGGAGGUGGAGUUCAGUCAUGCAACGUCAGGUGCAUGAACGGAGGCAGUUGUGCUGAGGACACCUGUAGCUGCCCUAAAGGCUUCACUGGCAACCACUGUGGACAACCUGUGUGUGAGAAUGGCUGCCAGAACGGCGGACGCUGCAUCGGCCCCAACAGAUGUGCCUGCGUGUACGGCUUCACCGGCCCUCAGUGCGAGAGAGACUACAGGACUGGACCGUGUUUCACGCAGGUGAACAACCAGAUGUGUCAGGGCCAGCUCAGUGGAAUUGUGUGCACCAAGACACUAUGCUGCGCUACCAUUGGCCGAGCGUGGGGACACCCUUGUGAGCAAUGCCCCGCCCAGCCGCACCCGUGCAGAAGAGGCUUUAUCCCCAACAUCCGCACUGGAGCCUGCCAAGAUGUGGAUGAGUGUCAAGCAGUACCAGGGCUUUGCGCUGGAGGUAAUUGCAUCAACACUGUGGGAUCCUACGAGUGUAAAUGUCCCGCUGGCCACCGUCAGAGCGAAACUAGUCACAAAUGUGAAGACAUUGAUGAAUGCAGCACCAUCCCCGGUGUGUGCGAUGGAGGCGAGUGCACCAACACAGCUGGCAGUUACGUCUGCACCUGCCCACGGGGUCACAUCUCCAGCACAGAUGGCUCCAGAUGUGUGGACCAGCGUGUGGGGACAUGUUUCUCUGCACUGGCUAAUGGUCGAUGUGCUGCUGAGUUGACUGGCCAGUACACCAAGAUGCAAUGCUGCUGUGACACCGGCCGCUGUUGGGCCUUGGGACAGAUUCCCGAGAUGUGCCCUGUGAGGGGGUCUGAUGAGUUCCGUCGUCUAUGUAUUGUGGGCGUUCCUCAGGGACACGGCCUCCCUAACGGCUAUCCCAAUGGAUACUUCCCAAACAACAACGGACACAGAUAUCCCAGUGUUCCCAAUGGGAAUGGGGGCAAUGGCGGAGGUUCUUUUGGAGGCAACGGCGGAGGCUUUGGCGGCAAUGGUGGAAGUUUUGGUGGAAACGGUGGCAGCUUUGGGGGCAAUGGAGGAAGCUUUGGAGGGAAUGGAGGGGGACUUAUGACCCAUCAUCAAAUAGGAACCGUUACUGUGAACGACACCAUUGACAUCUGCAGGCACUUCACCAAUCUGUGUCUGAAUGGACGCUGUAUUCCCACACCCACCAGCUAUCGCUGUGAGUGCAACAUGGGCUACAAGCAGGAUGUCCGUGGGGAAUGUAUAGAUGUGGAUGAAUGUGUGAGUAAUCCAUGCAUCAAUGGCGACUGUGUAAACACACCGGGGUCAUAUCAUUGCAAGUGUCAUGAGGGCUACCAGGGAACCCCCACCAAGCAGGCUUGUAUUGACAUUGAUGAAUGUAUUGUCAAUGGGGUCAAGUGUCGCAAUGGCCGCUGUGUCAACACUGAGGGAAGCUUUCAGUGUAUCUGCAAUGCAGGAUUUGAACUCACACCUGAUGGAAAGAACUGCAUUGAUCACGAUGAAUGUGCCACAACCAACAUGUGUCUGAAUGGCAUGUGCAUCAAUGAAGACGGCAGCUUCAAAUGUAUAUGCAAGCCCGGCUUUGCCCUGGCAUCAAAUGGACGGUAUUGCACUGACAUCGAUGAGUGUCUGACACCUGGAAUUUGCAUGAAUGGCCGCUGCAUCAACUCGGAGGGCUCUUUCCGCUGUGAGUGCCCGCCGGGCCUGGCUAUUGAUGUGGAUGGGAGAGUGUGCGUGGACACCCAUAUGAGGACCACUUGUUACGGUGCCAUAAAGAUGGGCACGUGCUCACGGCCCUUCCCGGGAGCGGUGACUAAAUCGGAGUGCUGUUGUGCCAAUCCUGAACAUGGAUUUGGAGAACCCUGCAACCCCUGUCCUUCUCGAAACUCAGCUGAGUUCCAGGCUGUGUGCAGUAGUGGUAUCGGCAUCACAGCUGAUGGCAGAGACAUCAAUGAGUGCGCCCUGGAUCCAGACAUCUGUCAGAACGGCAUUUGUGAGAAUCUGCGAGGAAGUUAUCGCUGCAUAUGUAAUAUCGGUUACGAGUCAGACACUAGUGGCAAAAUUUGUGCUGACAUCAAUGAGUGUCUGGUCAAUCGCCAACUCUGUGACAAUGGCUUGUGCAGAAACACUCCUGGCUCAUACACAUGUUCCUGCCCAAAAGGUUUUGUCUUCAAGCCAGAAUCAGAGACAUGUGAAGACAUCAAUGAAUGUGAAUCCAGUCCAUGCGUCAAUGGGGUCUGCCGCAAUGUGAUCGGGUCCUUCAACUGUGAGUGUACCCAUGGGAGCAAGUUGGACUCUACCAACACCAUCUGCGUGGAUAGUAUGAAGAGCACUUGUUGGCUGACCAUACAGGACAACCGUUGUGAGGUGAACAUCAAUGGAGCCACGCUGAAGUCUGAGUGCUGUUCUACAUUAGGAGCAGCCUGGGGAAGCCCCUGUGAACGCUGCGAGAUUGACACCGCCUGUUCACGAGGAUUUGCACGCAUGAAGGGCCUUGUCUGUGAAGACAUUAAUGAGUGUGAGGUGUUCCCUGGAGUGUGUACAAAUGGCCGUUGUGUGAACACCCAGGGAUCAUUCCGUUGCGAGUGUGCAGAGGGUCUGACUUUGGACGGCACUGGGCGCACGUGUGUUGACAUGCGCAGCGAGCAGUGCUACAUGAAAUGGCACGAAGACGAGUGUGGUGAGCCUCUGCCUGGACGCUACCGAGUGGACAUGUGUUGCUGCUCUGUUGGCGCUGCAUGGGGUGUGGACUGUGAAGAGUGUCCCAAACCCAGCUCGCCUGAGUACAGAACCAUCUGUCCAAGAGGACCUGGUUUUGCUAACAGGGACAUCCUGACUGGCAGGCCCUUCUACAAAGACGUUAAUGAGUGUAAGGUCUUCAAUGGUCUGUGUACUCAUGGAACUUGCCGGAACACAAUUGGAAGUUUCAAGUGUCGCUGCAACAGCGGCUUUGCUCUGACUGCUGAGGAAAGAAAUUGCACAGACAUUGAUGAGUGUCGGAUCUCCCCGGACUUGUGUGGUCAUGGUGCAUGUGUCAACACUCCUGGCAGCUUUGAGUGUGAAUGCUUUGAAGGCUAUGAGAGCGGCUUCAUGAUGAUGAAGAACUGCAUGGACAUUGACGAAUGUGAGCGAAACCCCCUGUUGUGUCGCGGAGGAACCUGCCUCAACACGGAAGGCAGUUACGAGUGUGACUGUCCCCCUGGACACUCGCUCAGCGCUGAUGGAUCCGCUUGUGAAGAUGUGAAUGAGUGCCAGCUGAGUGACAACUUGUGCAAGAACGGCCAAUGCGUCAACAUGCCGGGAACCUACCAGUGCUCAUGUGACACCGGCUACCAGGCCACGCCAGAUCGGCAGGGUUGUGUUGAUAUUGAUGAGUGCACCAUCAUGAAUGGAGGCUGUGAGACCCACUGCACCAACUCUGAGGGCAGCUAUGAGUGUAGCUGCAGUGAAGGCUACGCUCUCAUGCCUGACCUAAGGACAUGUUCAGAUAUUGAUGAAUGCGAGGAGACGCCAGACAUCUGCGACGGAGGCCAGUGUACAAACAUUCCCGGAGAAUACCGCUGCCUGUGCUAUGAUGGUUUUAUGGCUUCUAUGGACAUGAGGACCUGCAUCGACGUAAAUGAAUGCGAUUUAAAUCCAAACAUCUGUCUCCACGGCGAUUGUGAGAACACUAAAGGAUCCUUCAUCUGUCACUGUCAGCUUGGAUACUUUGUCAAGAAAGGGUCCACUGGAUGCACAGAUAUUGAUGAGUGUGAGAUCGGUGCUAAUAACUGUGACAUGCAUGCCGCGUGCAUCAACGUUCCUGGCAGCUUUAAGUGUCGCUGUCGUGAUGGAUGGGUGGGAGAUGGCAUCAAGUGUAUCGAUAUGGAUGAGUGCGCAGCAGAGGACCACAACUGCAACCUGAAUGCAGACUGCGUCAAUACGCCAGGCUCUUACAGAUGCACAUGCAAGGAUGGUUUCAAUGGGGAUGGCUAUUCCUGCUCAGACAUGGAUGAGUGUGCCGACAACGUCAACUUGUGUGAAAAUGGCCAGUGUCUAAACGCUCCGGGAGGCUACCGCUGCGAAUGCGAGAUGGGUUUCACACCAACAGAGGACAGCAAGGCCUGUCAAGAUAUUGAUGAGUGUAAUUUCCAAAACAUCUGCGUGUUUGGAACAUGUCAGAACCUUCCCGGGAUGUUCCGCUGCGUCUGUGAUGACGGUUAUGAGCUUGACCGUAGCGGAGGAAACUGUACAGAUAUCAAUGAGUGCGCCGACCCAGUGAACUGCAUCAAUGGGCUGUGUGUGAACACACCAGGAAGUUAUCUGUGCAACUGCCCGGCUGACUUUGAGCUCAACCCCACUGGUGUCGGUUGUGUAGAUACUCGUGUGGGCAACUGCUUUCUGGACAUCCUGCCACGCGGCGAUGGUGGAAUCUCCUGCAGUGCUGAGAUCGGAGUUGGUGUGACCAGAGCUUCCUGUUGCUGUUCACUGGGAGGAGCCUGGGGCAACCCCUGUGAACUGUGCCCUGCGCCUAACUCGACCGAAUAUCGGACCCUUUGUCCUGGAGGAGAAGGUUUCAGACCCAACCCCAUUACUGUCAUCCUGGAAGAUAUUGACGAGUGCCAGGAGCUUCCAGGCCUCUGCCAAGGUGGAAAUUGCGUUAAUACUUUCGGUAGCUUCCAGUGUGAGUGCCCAGCAGGUUAUUACCUCAAUGAGGAGACCCGUAUAUGUGAAGACAUUGAUGAAUGCACCACCCACAUUGGGAUCUGUGGACCUGGCACCUGCUACAACACUUUGGGCAACUACACAUGCGUUUGUCCCCCUGAGUACAUGCAGGUCAAUGGAGGAAACAACUGCAUGGACAUGAGGAAAAGCGUAUGUUACCGCAACUUCAAUGACACGUGCGAGAACGAGCUGUCCUUUAACAUGACCAAGAAGAUGUGUUGCUGUGCUUACAAUGUGGGCAAGGCCUGGAACAAGCCGUGUGAGGCUUGCCCUACUCCCGCAACCUCUGAAUAUCAGUUACUUUGUGGUAACCAGGCCCCUGGCUUUAUCAUUGACAUCCACACUGGGAAGCCAGUUGAUAUUGAUGAGUGCAGGGAGAUUCCCGGCAUCUGUGCCAAUGGUGUGUGCAUCAACCAGAUCGGGAGCUUCCGGUGUGAAUGUCCAAUGGGCUUCAGCUACAAUAAUAUACUGCUCAUUUGCGAAGAUAUUGACGAGUGCAACAGCGGAGACAACCUGUGCCAAAGGAACGCCAAGUGUAUCAACAUACCUGGCAGUUAUCGCUGCGAAUGCUCGCCAGGGUUCAAACUGUCCCCCAGUGGGGCCUGUGUGGACCGCAAUGAAUGCCAGGAGAUUCCUAAUGUGUGCAGCCACGGAGAGUGUAUUGACACCCAAGGAAGCUAUCGGUGUCUCUGCCACAAUGGCUUCAAAGCAACUGCAGACCAGACCAUGUGCAUGGACAUUGAUGAGUGCGACAGACAGCCAUGUGGCAACGGUACCUGUAAAAACACGGUGGGGUCCUACAACUGCCUCUGCUUCCCUGGCUUUGAGCUCACCCACAACAAUGACUGCAUGGACAUCGAUGAAUGCACCGCCCUGCAGGGUCAAGUGUGCAGGAAUGGACAGUGCAUCAACGGCUUAGGUUCCUUCCAGUGUCUCUGCCAUGAAGGUUAUGAAAAUACACCUGAUGGGAAAAACUGCGUUGAUAUCAACGAGUGUGUGAGUCUGCCUGGGACAUGUUCUCCGGGAACUUGUCAGAAUUUGGACGGAUCGUUCAGAUGUAUCUGUCCUCCGGGUUAUGAGGUGCAGAAUGACCAGUGUAUUGAUAUCAAUGAAUGCGAGGUGGAACCAAACCUUUGCCAGUUUGGCACCUGUACAAAUACCCCUGGCAGCUUCCAGUGCACUUGCCAGCCAGGUUUUGUGCUAUCUGACAAUAAGCGGCGCUGCUAUGACACCCGAGAGAGUUUCUGUUUCACCAAAUUUGAGGUUGGAAAGUGUUCCGUUCCAAAAGCUUUCAACACCACCAAAGCCAAGUGCUGCUGCAGCAAGAUGCCUGGAGAGGGCUGGGGGCUUCCUUGCGAGCUGUGCCCCCGAGAGACUGAAGCUGCUUUUAACACUCUAUGUCCCUACGGCCAUGGAGCCCUGCCUGGACCUGGUGAUGCCCGUGAGGAUAUGAACGAGUGUCUUGAUAACCCAGGCAUCUGCCAGAAUGGUAUUUGCAUCAAUACAGAUGGUUCGUUCCGCUGUGAAUGCCCCUUUGGAUACAACCUGGACUACACUGGAGUUAAUUGUGUCGACACGGAUGAGUGUUCCAUAGGAAACCCUUGCGGAAAUGGAACCUGCACCAAUGUGGUGGGAGGCUUUGAAUGUUCCUGCCAGGAGGGCUUUGAACCUGGACCUAUGAUGACAUGUGAAGACAUCAAUGAGUGCUCAAAGAACCCUCUGCUGUGUGCCUUCCGCUGUGUAAACACUUUUGGCUCCUACGAGUGCAUGUGUCCAGCCGGUUAUGUGCUGCGAGACGACCAGCGUAUGUGUAGAGACCAAGAUGAGUGCUCUGAGGGUCUGGAUGACUGUGACUCCAAGGGUAUGACAUGUAAGAACCUCAUCGGGACAUUCAUGUGUAUUUGCCCACCUGGCAUGCAGAGGCGACCUGAUGGAGAAGGAUGUAUGGACUUGAAUGAAUGCAGAGCCAAGCCUGGUAUUUGUAAGAACGGACGCUGCAUCAAUACUGUGGGAAGCUACCGCUGCGAGUGCAAUGAUGGCUUCGAGCCCAGCUCCACUGGAACUGAGUGUAUUGAUAACCGCAAGGGCUUCUGUUACAUGGAGGUUCUCCAGACGAUGUGUCAACAGUCGUCCACGAACAGGAACAGCGUGACCAAGUCCGAGUGCUGCUGCAAUACAGGUCGAGGCUGGGGCUCGCAGUGUGAGCUCUGCCCAUUGCCUGGGACCGUCCAGUACAAGAAGAUGUGCCCUCUUGGGCCUGGCUACACUACAGAUGGGAGGGAUAUCAACGAGUGUCAGGUGAUGCCAGAUCUUUGUCUCAACGGCCAAUGCAUCAACACCAUUGGUUCCUUCCGCUGUCACUGUAACGUUGGCUACAAGACCGACUUUACUGCUACCUCAUGUACCGACAUGGAUGAGUGUGCUCUGUCUCCCAAGCCCUGUAACUUCCUGUGUAAAAACACAGAGGGCAGCUACCUUUGCUCCUGUCCAAGAGGAUACAGCCUGCAACCCGAUGGCAAGACCUGCAAAGAUUUGGAUGAGUGUUCCACCAAACAACACAACUGCCAGUUCCUUUGUGUCAACACCAUUGGGGGCUUCACUUGCAAGUGUCCUCCUGGCUUCACCCAGCAUCAAACGGCCUGCAUUGACAACAAUGAGUGCAUGGGACAAAACAGUGCAUGCGGUUCUCAGGCUUCAUGUGUCAACACUCCUGGUAGCUUCAACUGUGAGUGCUCUAAAGGCUUCUCUUUGGACAGCACGGGCCUGGAGUGUGAAGAUGUGGAUGAGUGUAGCAGUAACCACCGCUGUCAACAUGGCUGUCAGAACAUGAUGGGAGGUUUCCGCUGCGGCUGUCCUCAAGGCUAUGUGCAGCACUACCAAUGGAACCAGUGUGUUGAUGAAAAUGAGUGCCAGUCGGGCUCAAUGUGUGGUUCCGCUUCUUGCUACAACACGCUGGGAAGCUACAAGUGCGUGUGUCCCUCCGGCUUCGACUUUGAGUCCUCCGCUGGCGGCUGCCAGGAUGUGAACGAGUGCUCCAUGGGGAACAACCCUUGUUCAUACGGCUGCUCCAACACGGAUGGAGGUUAUUUGUGCGGCUGUCCUGGAGGCUUCUACAGGGCCGGACAGGGUCACUGCAUAUCAGGCUCAGGAUUCCCAGGCCAACUUGGCACAGAUGGUGAUGAAGAUGACAGUCUGUCUCCUGAGGCCUGCUACGAAUGUAAGAUCAAUGGAGGAGGAAAGAACGGACGACAUAAACGCAACGCAAAGGAAAAUGGCCUUGAUGAUGAGCCAGUGAGUAUGGCCAGCGUGGACACGCAAGCCUCCAUCCCCAUGAACCUUUCUCUGGCAUCGUUCCUUAACAAGGAACCUCUGCUGGAGCUUCUGCCCGCCCUGCAGCCGUUGGAGCACCACGUGCGCUAUGUCAUCACCCACGGCAACACCGACGAACACUUCCGCCUGCUGGAGCGCCGCGACGGAAAAAGUGUGUUGAGGCUGGGCAAGAGGCCACCUCCCGCCGGAUCCUACCGGCUCGACAUCGCCAGUCUGCCACUCUUCGGGCCCCGGAGACGAAACCAGUUGGAGGAGCAGCACGACAAGGACUACCUACAAGGGGAAAUAGGGGACGCCCUGCGCAUCAAGCUCCAUAUCCACCUGCACUGA